AUAGUUGGCAUGUUUUCAUUGCGGCCAAAUAAAACAGCAACUAAUUUCACCUGGAGGUUGUGCCACCAUAUACAAACUUCUAACCUGAUUUGUGGUGAGAGAUACUGCCCUUUUUAGAUGAAAUGUCAUAUGUUUGUCAUUAGCAAACAGCCUUACAUUGCCUCACCAAUUUUUUUUAUCCAAUAUUUAUAUAGUCUAAUAUAUGUAAUAAGAACAAAGCAGACUGCAGCAUGCAACUGAAAUAUUAAGUUUAUUGUAAAGAAUUAAGUUACCCUGUUAUUAGAAAAAGAUUUAAGCUACUAUAUUAAUACUUCAUUAAUAAUAAUGAAGCGAUAGGCCUACAUCAGUGGUGAGAAAAGUACUCAGAUUCUUUAGUAAAAUAACCAAUACAGCAAUGUAAAAAUACUCAAUUGCAAGUAAAAGCCCUUCAUUAAAAAUUCUACUUAAGCAAAUGUACAGAAGCAAAAUGUACUUAAAGUAUGAAAAGUAUGUGACUCACAUUAUUAGAUUGUUAAUGUCCACAAGCUAAAAGUGUUAGGAACAGCUGGUUUAAUCUUUAGCACUGCAUUAUAUUUUAUAAGCGUAUGUGUUUUUAUGUCAAAUCUGUAAAGUAACUAUAUCAGUUAAAUGUGGUCGAAUAUAAAGUAGCAUAACGUGGGGAGUAAAGUAAAGUUUAAAGUAAAUAGUUUGGAAUACUUCUGUGCUUACUUCCUAGUAGUUUUCCAGUGUGGUGUGACAAUUUCUUGCAGCUCUUGAAUGUAUCUCACCGGCUCGAACUUUGACCCAAACACACAUCUGAAUCUCAGAAGCAGAAAUCAUGGCUGAGCCUCCUGUUAUCAUAUUGGAGCGUGAAGUUGAGCGCCUGCUGUGUUACAGAGAGCUGAUCCCGCGUUUAGAGGAGGCUUUGGGGAAAUUCUCGAGACGAGACAGCGCAGAGGUGAUCCAGCCUGUGCGCUCCACACUGCCCCUGCAGAAACACAACGGCUUCCUGGGAUUGAUGCCUACAUACAUGGAGAAUGACGGAGUCCUGUGCACAAAACUUCUGUGUUUCUACAAGAGGGCGGAUGGUUCAACUUUGCCAGCCACUCAAGCCACAGUGGUGCUGCUCGACCCAGAGUAUGGGAAUGUAAAGGCUGUCAUGGACGGAGAGGUCAUCACAGGCAUGAGGACAGCUGCAGCCUCGGCCAUCUCUGCUAAGCUGCUGAUGCGUCCUGAAGCAGAGGUGCUGGCCAUCUUGGGGACCGGCAAACAGGCCCUGAGUCAUUACAAUGUCUUCACAGAAAUGUUUUCAUUUAAAGAGGUGCGUGUGUGGAGCCACACAAGACAGAGAGCAGAGAGGUUUUGCCACUCUGUCAGUGGUCCGGUGACUAUAUGUCUCUCGGUGGAGGAGGCGGUGAAGGGAGCAGACGCCAUAGUGACAGUAACCAGGUGUACAGAGCCAGUGCUCUUAGGUCAGUGGGUCAAACCAGGAGCCCAUGUGGCAGCGGUGGGAGCGUGCAGGCCAAACUGGCGGGAGCUGGAUGACGUGUUGAUGAAGGAAGCGGUGGUGUACACUGACAGCAGGGAGGGAGCAAUGUCUGAGUCCGGUGACAUCAUCCUCUCUGGGGCUGAGGUGUUUGCAGAGCUUGGAGAUGUUAUUAAUGGGACAAAACCUGCCCACAGAGAGAAGACAACUGUGUUCAAAUCCCUUGGAAUGGGUGUUGAAGAUGCAGUGUCUGCUGAGCUGGUAUUUGACCAAUGGAAAGCCAAAGCCAGCCAACCAUGAAGUUGCCAUGUAUUUCAGUCCUGACCUCUCUGUUUGACCUUUAUGCUGAUAAAGUUUAAAUGGAUUUUACUUCAGUUUAUCCAUCCUGAAAACAAAGCCACUGCUGUAUAUCCUGAUAAACCUGCCAAAAAUAUGUAUACCUAUCUUGCUAUCUAUGCUAACACGCUGAUGUUUAUAAUGGUGUAAUGUUUACCAUGUUCACCAUCUUUAGUAUGCUAGCAUGCUAACAUGCUCACUGAUAUUAAUGGUAACAUGCUGAUGUUUAGCUGGUAUGCUUACAAUGUUCACUGUCUUAAUUUAGUAUUUUAGACUGAUACUGCCAUCCAGAGAGCCACAUCGCUAGCAUAGCUAAAAAUUCCAAGCAUUCGCUGGUUUCAGUUUCUCAAAUGUGCAGAUUUGCUUCUUUUCUCUUUUUUAUGAUUGUAAAUCAAUUCUUACAGCAUUUUAGACUGUUGGCCAGAUGAAAACAAGUACUGACAUUUUAUAGACUAAACAAAAAUGGGGGGGAUCAUUAGUUGCAGUCUUACAUUAUUUCCCCGAACUAUUUGGACAGAAGAUGUAGAAUACAACAGAGCAUUUUCAAUGAAUUUAUUUGCUUAAAAAAAAAAAAAAUCAGCAUAUUGCUAUGUGAAAAUGAAACCACAUUUAGCAAGAGUCAAUCCAAAUGUACACUUCCUUUGCGCCAUUGAAACACUGAUCAAAAAUGAGUCCAGAUUUACAAUGGCUCUCCAGAGCACCCAUGCAAUUGAUCAUUGCUCAUUUAAAAAUAAAAUGCAUUUGCUGAAUAGUCA
Siniperca chuatsi (mandarin fish) is the source of this 2556-nucleotide messenger RNA. It is a transcript of the gene crym, whose product is annotated as crystallin, mu. Lineage: Eukaryota; Metazoa; Chordata; Actinopteri; Centrarchiformes; Sinipercidae. Gene Ontology annotation, cellular component: cytoplasm. Gene Ontology annotation, biological process: thyroid hormone metabolic process. The coding region runs from base 818 to 1765 and encodes 315 amino acids. The transcript has 8 exons. The record is from RefSeq and is a predicted model, not a curated record. Gene Ontology annotation, molecular function: thyroid hormone binding.